This is a messenger RNA of Uncinocarpus reesii 1704, 483 nucleotides long. RefSeq lists its product as uncharacterized. The coding region runs from base 1 to 483 and encodes 160 amino acids. Gene Ontology annotation, molecular function: carbon-sulfur lyase activity. The transcript has a single exon. Lineage: Eukaryota; Fungi; Ascomycota; Eurotiomycetes; Onygenales; Onygenaceae. The record is from RefSeq and is a predicted model, not a curated record.
AUGACCGCCCCUAUCGUCCUUAAAGGCGGCUGCGCCUGCUCCAAGAUCCGCUAUACCAGCACCGUCCUCCCAGACUGGAUCGACCACUGUCUCUGCACCACCUGCCGCAAAUGCGCCGGCGCCCCCUUCCAAACCUUUGCCGGCUUCCCCGCCAGCGCCAUCACCUGGACCACCGAGCCACCCAAGUAUUUCCGGGCAAGCGAAUGGGCCAAACGCGGGUUCUGCGACCAGUGCGGCUCCAGCUUGACCUUCGAGGUGGACGUAACUCCGGACAAAAUCUCGCUUGCGGCGGGGAGCUUUGACGAUUGGGACGUCAAGGGCGGGAAGGACGCAUUUGUGAAACCGGAGUCUUAUUGUUUUACGAAGGAAACGGCGGCGUGGUUUGAGGUGCCGAAUGAUGGGCUGGAGAGACAUCACGAAUUGCCGGCCAAGGUUAUGGAGGAGUUCGAGAAGAAACUGAAUGAAGCGAAAGGAACAAGCUGA